UAACCAACAUUCGAUACACACGCAACUCACAACUGCGCACAUCCUUUCUAACAACAUGUAAAAUCCACCGCCACGGCUGGCUACCCUACGCAUGCAAUGACUUUUAAAUAUCCAGAGGAUGCCUUCAUCAAUCUUCUGAGGUCUACAUAUUCCCACGCGCGGCAUGCUCGUAGAAGCAUCUCCCCAUCCUUGGCCACGCCGCCGUCCUCGCGCCGGUUGAGUUCCCUAGCAUUGGCAACUCCCAGAUGGCCUCUCAAACCGUUACUUGUUGCUCAAUUGGCCCGUGAUCGAACCGAAAAGCUCCCGCGACUCCGAACCCGGUCCUUUGCAACUAUUGGUGCUGAGAAUGAUAUCCCUUCCAAUAUCGCUAUCCUGGGUGGUGGCAUCACCGGAUUGACCACGGCCCACUACUUAGCCCGCCAUGCCCCAGAUGCGAAAAUCACGCUGUAUGAGGGAUCUGGCAGACUGGGCGGAUGGAUAGACGGGGGGCUGGAACAUACUCCUGACAAAUCGAGCAAGGUCCUUUUCCAGCAUGGUCCGCGCAUGCUUCGAACUGGCAAGUCAUCGUUGAAGUAUGACGACCUCGUCUUUUAUGAUGUGGUGGCCAACUUGAAGAUAAUGGACAAAAUCAUGAUCCCUAAAGGCAACACUAACACUCGUUACCUCUAUUACCCGGACCACUUGGUUAAGCUACCUGAAGGUAACCUCUCCUUAACAAACAUCGUCAGGAGUACCCUAAGCAUUCUUACCGAACCCAUAUGGGAUGGGUUUCUAAGUUCUGGUUGGAAUGCCGCAAAAUAUAGGGCGGAGACGAGGUGGCGGCAAUCUGAUAUCUCGCACGCUGAACAGUUGGCCAAAGACGAAUCCAUAGGUGCCUUCUUCGAGAGGACAAUGGGAGACGAUCGAUUUAUCAAAAACGUUUUUUCUGGCAUGAUGCAUGGCAUCUAUGGCGGCGACGUAUAUAAACUGAGUGUGAAACAGACGGCCUUCAGUAACUGGUGGCGUUCAUGCAUACUCCCAACAAAUGAUGGUUGUGCCUGGGUAGAUACGAAGGAUAUUAUUCUUUCCUAUGAUAUACUGGAUGGCCCAAAUCGAUUUCAGGUUGGAAAACUCGCAACAGAAGCUUUGAACUACGAUACCAUAGUGUUUGAAGACGGCCUGCUUACCCUUGCCAAUAGCAUGAUUCAAGAUCUUAGGACAUGGGAGAAUGUGACAAUCAAAACUGAUUGCCCAGUCACCUCCCUGGCCUACGACAGUAACCAAGUAUCUAUAACGACGGCGAACAACCAGGAGCAGCCGGAGAAAUAUGACAAGGUUAUCAGCACCAUCUUCUCUAAACACCUUGCCGAACUAGUCAAAUACGAGGAUGGCCACACCCGACUCCCUUCACUUGCUGACACCCAUGCUGUGACCAUGAUGGUCAUCAACUUCUGGUUCCCAAACCCUGAUCUCCUCAGCCGGAACCACGGGAUGGGCUACCUCGUUCCCAUUACCACACCAAACAACCCCGAGUGCUUUCUGGGUGUGCUCUUUGACUCAGACAUCGCCAACCCCAACGAAGUGCCUGGCACUAAGCUCACCGUCAUGAUGGGUGGCCAUUACUGGGAUAGCUGGAAAGUGUAUCCCUCCGAAGAUGUGGCCAAAGCGAUGGCUCGCGAAGCCCUUCAGCGUCACCUCAACAUUGACAUCUCUGAGCCAGCUGUUGCUUCUGCUACCCUCUGCCGCGACAGCAUACCUCAGCACUAUGUUGGCCACCGCGACCGCAUGAGCGAAGCUCACCACGAGCUACUCACCGCCUUUGAAGGUCACCUUACCGUCGCGGGCCCUAGCUACACCACCGUCGGUGUUCAACCUGCCAUUCGUGCUGGCUUCGACGCUGCUAUGCGCGUAGUGCGCGGCCACGGGCCUCCCUAUUUCCGACACCCUCACAACGAAAACUCAAGUUCCUUUUUCGAUAGGCUGUGGGAACAGAUCCGAAAGAGAAACCUUAUGAGCGAAGUACCGGAUCACGUGGGCGAAACGGGACUCAAAGAAUUCACCCGCCCGGAUUAUGAUACGUACAUGUACAUGUAUAGGUCUGCCUUGCAUUACCGCAAGUGGGCUAAGAAGUCAGACGACGAGGACUAGUGAAUGGGAAUAAGCAUCUUGAUGAGAACAUGAGUAGUAGGUGAUGUAAAGAACGAGGAUGAUAUUGUAGAUAAGGCCAACAUCAUAUAGAGCAAAAAAAAGAAGGGAGGGGAGGGUGAUUUGAAUCGCGGUUGCAUUAGAUGCAUUGAAACUACCUACUUACAUGUAUAUACCUCCCUACGGGUAGAUAGGUAGAUAUUUGCUACUACAUAUGUGUAGAUGGAAUGACGGAGACUUGGUACUUACUUACAUACCUGUAUCGUACCUAGAUUCAUACAUAGGUACCCAGGUAGUAAAACUCUAUUGUAUAAGGUGAAACAGAGGAGGUAGCCGCCGCGUAGACGCAUUCACUCAUAGAUUCCUAGGUACCUAGAUAGGUUAGGGGGACGCUUCAAAGAGCCGUACCUAUGAAAUGCAUCAUUUAUCAACACGGG
This is a messenger RNA of Hypoxylon fragiforme, 2561 nucleotides long. RefSeq names its product Protoporphyrinogen oxidase. The record is from RefSeq and is a predicted model, not a curated record. Gene Ontology annotation, biological process: heme biosynthetic process. Bases 97 to 2127 code for a protein of 676 amino acids. Gene Ontology annotation, cellular component: mitochondrial inner membrane. Gene Ontology annotation, molecular function: protoporphyrinogen oxidase activity, oxygen as acceptor. The transcript has 3 exons. NCBI's taxonomy places the organism in Eukaryota, Fungi, Ascomycota, Sordariomycetes, Xylariales, Hypoxylaceae.